Angiostrongylus costaricensis is the source of this 609-nucleotide messenger RNA. Lineage: Eukaryota; Metazoa; Nematoda; Chromadorea; Rhabditida; Metastrongylidae. The record is from the annotation of a GenBank genome assembly.
AUGGUAGAACCGUUGAAAGAAUAUUUGGAUAAACUAGAUGAGCUGCCGCCACUCAUGGUCAAAAGUGCUGAAGAGAUUCGAGAGCUUGAUGAGAAGGUCGAGAAAAUCGUCUACGAGAUCCAGCUUCAAAUGGUUGCACAUAUUAAAAAUUUGAAGAAACUCACAAAGGAACAGAAAACAAAGUGGUAUAAGGAGACUCAGGCAAUGUAUAGAGAAGCAGACAAGCUCAGUGAAAGAAAGGUUAAACUAGCACAGAAGUUAUACGAUGUAAUCGACACACAUAUCAAAGAGAUGGACCAGCAAAUUGCUGAAUUUCACGAGUUUCAGUGCAAGAAGUAUAACGCGGAUCAUCCAGAGAGCGCAGGUUCGUCCUCGGAUGCUCAAAAGAGGAAAUCCAGUGCGGCCAGUGUGAGGACAGAAAAAAGGAAAAGGCCUGUCGAUGCCAAAGCAACUCGUCUUGCUGAGAAUUCUGCAUUCACUGAUCCAUAUAAGCAAUCCGCCAUAACACCAGUUGAUAUGCCAGUUGAUCCCAAUGAGCCUACGUAUUGUUUUUGCCAUCAGGUCGGUUUUAUUUCGAACGCUCUUGGUUGUAUUGAAAUUCCUGAAUGA